CUCUGCUAGGCUGGCGGUAAAGCUGGGAAAGACUCUGGAAAGACCAAGACCAAAGCAGUGUCCCGUUCUCAGCGGGCCGGGCUGCAGUUCCCUGUUGGCCGCAUCCACAGGCAUCUGAAGUCUAGGACUACCAGUCAUGGACGUGUAGGAGCCACAGCUGCUGUGUAUAGUGCUGCAAUCCUGGAGUACUUGACAGCUGAGGUUCUCGAGCUCGCAGGGAACGCAUCCAAAGACUUGAAGGUGAAACGUAUUACUCCCCGUCACUUGCAACUUGCAAUUAGAGGAGAUGAAGAAUUGGACUCUCUCAUUAAGGCAACAAUUGCUGGUGGUGGUGUAAUACCACAUAUCCACAAGUCUCUCAUUGGAAAGAAAGGACAACAGAAAACUGUCUAAAGGAUACCAGGAUUCCUCGUUAUCUCAGGACUCUUAAAGUACUUAAUUGUCCAGUGUUGGUGAUUCCAGUGGACUGUAUCUGUGAAACAGUUUUGCCUUUUUGUAAGUUUGAGAAGCUAAAGCUCCCUCGAGCUUUCUAAGAAACCAAAUUUCUGCAUUGAAGUCUUAAUCGUAUUUAAGUGUUAC
Molecule: messenger RNA, 579 nt
Organism: Antrostomus carolinensis (chuck-will's-widow)
Lineage: Eukaryota; Metazoa; Chordata; Aves; Caprimulgiformes; Caprimulgidae
Product: histone H2A.Z
Cellular component (GO): nucleosome
Molecular function (GO): structural constituent of chromatin; DNA binding; protein heterodimerization activity
Source: RefSeq, a predicted model, not a curated record